AUGUGUUUGAAGGAAGCUGAAAGCUCGUUUGGUAUGUCAUCAAUUAUUAUCGUUUGUUGUGGGAUUGCCUUCGUACUUAUCACUAUUGCGAUUUUGAUUAUUUUCUACAAAUAUCAGCAAAAGGAGCAUAAGAGAAAGCAAGAGUUAGCCGAAAAGAUGGAGAAAGAAGAAGAAGAGGAGAGGAAAGCUAGAAAAAGGAGAAGGAGGAGAAAGAAGAAACGAAAGCAUAGAUCGCGGCAAAAAAGGGAGCGCGCUCAAGCACAGCAAGACCAGAAUAACGACGUGCAAACGGCUCUGUAUGAUUACCUAGAAAAUCAGACGAAGAUUGGAUCAGAAAAGAAGCGAAACGAUGAGUCAGAUAAAAAGCGGAAAGAAAACGACGCAGACCCGGAAGAAAAAUCCACGAAGAUUUUAGAGAUGCGAAUCGAUGAACCACAAGACAAAUUAACACCAACAGCUGAUCCAGCCGUUGACAAGACGCAGGCCAAUGAUGCCAAUGAUGACGUCCUCAGACGAUUGACCAUGAUCAACAGUGAACUUAGCGCGCUGCCCCAAUCACUUUCAGGAAAGCCAGAGAAAGAAAAAGAUAAAUCGAAAUCAAGGUCAAGUAAGAAACAUCGGAAAAACAAAACGAAAUCUGAGUCAAGUAAGAAAAAGCGAGAGGACAAGAAGGACCAGACAUAUGAAAUUUAA
Molecule: messenger RNA, 693 nt
Organism: Cylicostephanus goldi
Lineage: Eukaryota; Metazoa; Nematoda; Chromadorea; Rhabditida; Strongylidae
Source: the annotation of a GenBank genome assembly